Messenger RNA from Iphiclides podalirius (scarce swallowtail), 519 nucleotides. The record is from the annotation of a GenBank genome assembly. Lineage: Eukaryota; Metazoa; Arthropoda; Insecta; Lepidoptera; Papilionidae.
AUGUCUCCUGAGCAAAGCCUUUAUUUGGAUGUGAAAGAUUAUAGCGACUCAGGUUCUGAAUGUGAAGACCAAUCUAAUGUUGGAUGGACCUAUUAUAAUAAAGUUAUGACACAUGUCAAUGGUAUGUUGCAUGAUUCAGAUAUGCCUUCUUCAGCAAGUGCAAUGUAUAGAAAUACAAGACAGAAGUGUAUGCAAAUGAAAAUUGACAAAACUAAUGUUAGUGUAAUAAAAAGGGUAAAAUUUGGCGAUGAUCCAGUCGGUAAACAACCACAUGUACCGUCAACAGAUACCAGUUUAAAAAUGAAUCAGCUUGCAGCCAAGUAUCUAAAGAAUGGAACACUUUCAAUUCAACAAGAGACACAAAAAGCCAUCACCGCUCCAAAUGAUGUAUCAUUAGCAACUAGGAAUUAUAUGGAGAAGCAUCAAUUGUUACAAGGCUUCCGAUCAAAACCGGUCCAAGCGGUUGAGAUUCCACGAUUUUUGGACAUCACAGCAUUAAAACAGCAGACUAAACUACUU